AUGCCCGGUCGCCCUCCCAAGCGACCGGCGGAGGCUGGCGAUCCUGCGACCACAGAUGCUGACACGGCUGCUGCUGCCGCUGUCGCUGCUGGCAAGGUGAAGCUUCCGCGCCUCGAUAAAGGCGGCCAGGAGGACUUCUCCUCCGUUGUUAAGAACCGUUUGUCUUCCUACACGAGGACCGGCCAGGCUUGCGACAGAUGCAAGGUCAGGAAAAUCAGAUGCGAUGCUCUCCCCGAAGGAUGCUCCCACUGCGUCAACCAGAACCUCGACUGCUUCGUAACCGAUCGCGUCACCGGCCGAACCGAACGACGAGGAUACAUGCAAGAGCUCGAAAGAGAAAAGACCGACAUGCUCAACCAUAUUCGCGACCUCGAGAAGCUGCUUGAAAACACUGGCACCGAAGUCAAGCCUUGGAACUGGUCCCCCUACGGCAUGGCCUACCCUCCUCCUGGUGUGACCUACGACCACAUGGGCAACGCCAUCGAGGAUCCCGCCGAGAAAGAUGCCUGGACCAAAGUAGGAUCCGUCUGGGUCAAGAAUUACAACUUCAAGCCCGCUGCUGGCCGUUCGUUUCCUCGCUCCGCCCUUGAAUCACGCCCUGCCCACAACCACCUUGGUGUUGGCUCCGACAGCGCACCCCUCAGCUCCAUCAAGGGAACUCAGUUGUCCAUCCUCGGAACCACGAUAGACGUCACCUCAUUCGACGCCCCCGACAUGGACGAGCCCGUCCCAGACGCAAAGAUCUCCCAGCCCUUGUACAACAAGUCUCUGCAGUCCUUCCUGCAGUCAUGUAUGAACAUCAACCCGCCAGUCCAGAUUGAGCUCCCCUCGAGGAGCGAUGCCUUCACCUACUCCGAAUGGUACUUCCUAAUGAUCUGGCCUUUCCUCCCUGUCCUUCACAAGCCAUCAUUCAUGAACAUUCUGACUCGUAUGUACGACGAGCCCGACUUCGAGCCGUCCGUUCCCGACCUGGUCAUGGUGCACAUGGUCUUCGCGACAAUCUACUUCCAGUACGGCGUAAGGAAUUGGGAACAGCAAGAAACUCGUUCUCAGCUCAACGAGCUUUCCAACAAGCACUACCACUUUGCUCUGAGCAAGAUGUACGACCUGGCCUCGGCGCAAUCCGUCGCCGCCGUCCAGGCCAUGGCCAUGAUAUCUGCUCACAGCCGUGCCUUUCCUAAGCCUGGCUGCGGUUCCAUGGUCACCAAUUUCGCGUUCCACUGUGCCAUCGACUUGAACAUGCACCGCGCGGCCAAGGCUCCUGGCGAGACGACCAAUCUGGAAAACGAGAUCCGCAAACGGACUUGGUGGACUAUUCUUACCGUCUAUGUCACCCUUAACGGCCGCCUCGGACGUCCAAUGCCGAUAAAUGUCGAGGAAUACGACGUGGAUUUUCCAGAACCCAUCGCAGACGAGGCACUCACGCCCGAAGGCGUAGACGCGUCGGUGACUACACCCUGCACAUACCAUGUUGGUCUUGCUGGCUUCAAGAUUGUGCCUCUUUUCAUGGAGAUGUACUCCAACAUCUACAGCGUGAAGCGCGACCCGAAAAACUACGCCGACGUCGUCAAUGCCUUGGAGGAGCAACUCCAGAUGUGGAAGGACAACCUGCCCGAAAACCUGCAACUCAACCUGUCCAGUCAGUCAGAGCACGAAGGACGCAUGUAUGCUCUGUACGUCCAGAUGUAUGCCCUGGAGUUCCGUCUUUGCCUACGGCAUCCGUCUGUGGCCAUGACCAGCGACCGGAAGAUGCAGCUUGAGAACGCCCGUAUCUGCGAAGAGACUGCGGCGCAUAUGCUGAAGGCCAUCAAGAGCCUACUGAAGCUCAAGUCAUUGGAUACGACAUGGUAUCAGAUGGCAGUCUACGGCGCAGCUAUUUUCACAACUCUGGUAGCUCACUGGGAGCGGAGGUUCGAAACGACACCCAGUCAGAUCGCCAGCAUUCGCGAAGACAUGAAGGAUUGGAUGGAAAUCAUCAAUGCCACAGUUUCCCUCCUAGGAACGGGAGCCGGCAUCAGCAACGAGAUCAAUCUCAUCAUCGAGAGAACCAUCAGCUGGAUCGAGCACGACUCGAAACAAAAGGAGUCUUCACUUGCCCCGACGAUCAAGCCCGACCCAGGAGACUCGUCGUCACCUUUUCAGCUGGCCCCCCAGUCUCAGGGCACACAAAACCUGGCCGCCAACGCUGCUGAGACGGCCGCCAAAGCGUUCUAUGCCGACUCAGCAAACCAGAACGGAAGCACACCGUAUCCGUCAUUGGCGUACGCAGAGCAGCCGGCGAACAACAACAUGGCGGCCGCGGCUGGCUUCGAGGCAAAUAACGGAUACCCGUACACGCCUGCAGUGCAGGCGACCAACGCGGCAGACGAUAACUCGGCGGAGACCAAUCCUCUGAUCGCCUUUGCUUCCCAGGCGACCCAACAUGUGUCAGAUCCUACGGGCUCGGCCGCCGCUGCGGAGCUUCUAUGGCGGCAAUCGGCGUCUCAGGGCAACACAUGGCACGACUGGACAGCCGCCAUGGCCGACAGCCAGGAUAGAUACAGCGCUAACGCCCUCCUCACAUUAGGCGGCGGCUCUAGGGAUCCGGGUGCGGUGUCGGAAGCCGCAAGUGUCGCCGAUAUGGCGGCCGUCACAGCUGCUCCGGUAGGCCAGUGGCCUCUUCUUCUCUUUGAUGGCGCGGGUACUGGGGGCCAAUAA
Molecule: messenger RNA, 2697 nt
Organism: Colletotrichum karsti
Lineage: Eukaryota; Fungi; Ascomycota; Sordariomycetes; Glomerellales; Glomerellaceae
Product: transcription factor
Exons: 4
Coding region: 1-2697 (898 amino acids)
Biological process (GO): regulation of DNA-templated transcription; DNA-templated transcription
Molecular function (GO): DNA binding; zinc ion binding; DNA-binding transcription factor activity, RNA polymerase II-specific
Source: RefSeq, a predicted model, not a curated record